This is a messenger RNA of Oncorhynchus masou masou (cherry salmon), 3156 nucleotides long. Its product is annotated as dual specificity mitogen-activated protein kinase kinase 2-like. Gene Ontology annotation, molecular function: protein kinase activity; ATP binding. NCBI's taxonomy places the organism in Eukaryota, Metazoa, Chordata, Actinopteri, Salmoniformes, Salmonidae. The transcript is spliced from 11 exons. Gene Ontology annotation, biological process: protein phosphorylation. The record is from RefSeq and is a predicted model, not a curated record. Bases 747 to 1952 code for a protein of 401 amino acids.
AUAAGCAAAGAUAGUUCACUCAUGCCGUUUACCAUUGGAAAAAAUAAGUCAGUUCCGGUCUACUUAACUGGGUGUGUCUCCCAUAGACACCAAUACAAUAGCAGCUGGGUCCAUUAAACCAGAAGAAAACAACUGCGAGUGGGGUGUCUCGCUUCCUUUUGAGUCUCUGCCGAAACCCUUCUCCGCAACCAAGCUUCACACCCGGCUGCAUAGGGAAGGUCCACCGCGGCACCCCCCCCCCAAACCUUCGAAGGCCAACCAUCCUCGGUCAGUGACCAGUCCUGUCAACCACCGCCGCUGUCCUUUCCGUGAGAUCUGAGUGGCGAGGGCCGCUCCAAUUUGAGGAACGCAGCACACGAUUUUCGUAGGGGAGCUGGUUCUAGUUAUCGCCUAGCAGCUAGCUUGCUAGCUAGGCAAUAAUCGAAAGGAACAGUAACGUUCAUGUGUUGUGUAAGAAAUACUCCUAGCGUAACGUUACUGUUAUAGCUAGCUAGUUUGUUUGUGAAAUAUUCUGUACUCGUUAACUAGUUAUCUAAAUAACGUUAGUCAAAUGCACCUGACCUGUAGGUGACGUGCAUUAGGGAUUGUCCGUACAGUUAUCUGCCAUGAUCGCAAAGUAACGUUAAGUCACAGACCGCCAGCAACAUUUACCCCUGUUGCUGUUUUAAAACAACUUUGAAAUAUCAGUUAAUUAUUGUACUGAUUUGCUUUGGAAAGUCGUCCAGUGCACUGUCAAAUAUUUCGAAAUGGCUCCGAAGAGAAGACCCGUUCCCCUAAAUAUCACGCCCAUUGGAGAGGGGCAGUCCAUCUCCACGACCAUCGAUGCUGCGUCCGAAGCCAAUCUGGAGGCCUUACAGAAGAAGCUAGGCGAGCUAGAUUUGGAUGAACAGCAGAGGAAACGUCUGGAGGCUUUCCUCACCCAGAAAGCCCAAGUGGGCGAACUGAAAGAUGACGAUUUCCACCCCAUAUGUGAGCUGGGCGCUGGCAACGGUGGAGUGGUCAACAAGGUCCGCCACAAACCCUCCAGACUGGUCAUGGCCCGGAAGCUCAUCCACCUGGAGAUUAAGCCUGCCAUCAGGAACCAGAUCAUCAGAGAGCUGCAGGUGCUCCAUGAGUGUAACUCUCCCUACAUCGUGGGCUUCUACGGGGCCUUCUACAGCGAUGGCGAGAUCAGUAUCUGUAUGGAGCACAUGGAUGGAGGCUCUCUGGAUCAGGUACUGAAGGAAGCCAGGAGAAUCCCUGAGGAAAUCCUGGGCAAAGUCAGCAUAGCAGUACUCAGAGGACUUGCCUAUCUGCGGGAAAAACACCAGAUCAUGCACAGAGACGUCAAGCCCUCCAACAUCCUGGUGAACUCGCGCGGGGAGAUCAAGCUGUGUGACUUUGGCGUGAGUGGCCAGCUCAUCGACUCCAUGGCCAACUCCUUCGUGGGAACGCGCUCCUACAUGUCGCCGGAGAGACUGCAGGGCACACACUACUCUGUGCAGUCAGACGUGUGGAGCAUGGGCCUGUCCCUGGUGGAGCUGGCCAUCGGCCGCUACCCCAUCCCCCCGCCUGACGCCAAGGAGCUGGAAGCCAUCUUUGGCCGGCCAGUACAGGAUGGAGCUGAGGGGGAACCACAGGCCCCCUCCAACCGCCUCCCCAGACCACCAGGAGGACGACCAGUCAGCGGACAUGGGAUGGACAGUCGACCUGCCAUGGCUAUAUUUGAGCUACUGGACUACAUUGUCAAUGAGCCUCCUCCCAGGCUUCCACUCGGUGUCUUCACCAACGAUUUCCAGGAGUUUGUGACAAAAUGUCUGAUCAAGAAUCCAGCGGAGAGAGCUGACCUGAAGAUGCUGAUGAACCACACGUUUAUCAAGCGUGCUGAGGUGGAGGAGGUGGACUUUGCUGGCUGGAUGUGUAAAACCAUGUGCCUCAACCAACCCAGCACCCCCACCCGCAUCACAGAAUGAACAGCCCAACGCCAAACCGCUUCCCACAUAAGGAUCCAUGGUGUCUCACUGUCACACACACACACUUUGGCACCCUUUUCGUCUUGCUCUUUAAAAAAGGUUUCAGCACUCUCUCUAAAGUACAUAUCAUCAACAGGGCCAAUUGACUCAAUGUAUGACCACAGAUUUUCCAUACCAGUGGCAGGGUAGAUCUACACACUAGUCAUGAUAUUUUUCUCCAAUCAUCAUAUUAAAGAGAAGGUACAAGGCAUGAAAGGGCUGCCAGGUUAUAAUUUAAUGAAUUGUCAUUGAUAUCAUCUUACCACAUUUGUAUUGAUAAAUUCUGUAUUAAUAUUGACAAGAGUUGUUAAUGGUUUGUGCAACUGCAUAUUAGUGAAGGCUGUAGAGGGGCCAUAUUUGACAAAGAAAAAGUGUCCAUGACAGAAAUCACUGGAGUCAAGUGCUUUGUAUUCACAGGACAGCAAACCAAAGAAGGUACUCAUCGUGAAUACUAAUGUUUUGCAUUUAAUGCCUUAUCAAAGUACUUCGUUUUGUACAUUCAUAACCAGUACAGUUUUGAGAGAGGAGUACUUUGAAUGUUGACAUUUUUAUUUGACUAUAAUAGUAAUUACGUAGUUAUCAAAUGUGCUCAUUUUACAAAAUGACAUAAUUUGCUAUCUUAUAUAUUUUCCAGACACUCAAUAUCAUGUUUUUGUUGUUGUUUUUUACUUGUAUCUGAAUCAACUGCCUGAAACGCACAUCUGUGUCAAGUCAGAUACGUAGAACACCUUGACUAGAGACGCUCUGAAAUGUUCCGAUAUUUGCCAGUCGAUUCAAUUUAUUCCCCCAAGUGUUUUUGGUUCUGCUCGCACUGUUCUGCUUUGCGUGAGUAAGUGUAACCUACACGCCAAGCUUUCUUUUGGUGAAUCCGUGGUUACUGGCUCUGGUGGGGGUUGGGGUAGCAUGUAUUAAUUAGCCUGUCGUCUGUAAGAGCCCCUGUGUAUAUAUAAUCUGCUUCUGGCUGACCUUUACAAUUUCCAAUAGACUUGCAUUCGUUGCUAACAAAGUUAAUUCUUUGUCGCCUGUAUGUGUAUAAAGCUAUAUAAACUGUACGCAAGUGCUAUUUUGACUCGUUUAGACAGAAAUGUAAGACAUUUCGUUUUAUCUAAAGAAAAUGUGUUGGAUAUUGUUAUAAUGUAAAAAAUAAAACGUAUUUGUGAAUGUA